Messenger RNA from Carassius gibelio (silver crucian carp), 1444 nucleotides. RefSeq names its product GTPase IMAP family member 7-like. The transcript has 4 exons. Lineage: Eukaryota; Metazoa; Chordata; Actinopteri; Cypriniformes; Cyprinidae. Bases 425 to 1411 code for a protein of 328 amino acids. The record is from RefSeq and is a predicted model, not a curated record. Gene Ontology annotation, molecular function: GTP binding.
GGUUUACCCAUACUCGCCAGACGCUUGCACACGAAUCAUCAUCUGCAUGCUCCUCAAUAUCAGAAAUGUGGACGACUCAAUCUUCUCUAUUUCUCAGUUUGAAAACGAACCCCCACUUUCAAAGCUGGAGGAGCAUUUUUCUAUGGAACAUAAAAGCGCAUGCCAAACACACUCUAUGUUCUUGACUAACAUGUUGAACUAGUCCUGGGCCACAGAGAAACCCUUGUCAAAUUAAGUGAAUGUAUCUUUCAACAAGACCAGCCCUCGAUACCUAUGUUUACCUUCAAACAGAAAAACUCUUCAGUGCACGGAUGAAAACAGCAUAUUUCUUGGAGACUCACAGGUGUGUUGGUGCUGAUCGGUGCAUUAUCAGGUUUAAAAACUCUAAGCUUCAACUGUGAAAAUAACGAAUCUUCGUGAUAAGAUGGACUGUAAAAAUUCAGAUGAAGAGAUAGAUGAAGAUGAGGACGAUUCUGCACUGGAUUCAUCAAACAGCCAUGCAAUGCAUGACAUAUUGUAUGAAAACGUUCCUAACGAAGAGGAAACCAAUUUAACCGCAUCAACAAAUGAACACGGGGAAUUGCGCAUCAUGUUACUGGGUGCGAGAGGGUCUGGGAAAAGCUCCACCGGAAACACCAUCCUCAGGUGCAACACUUUUAAAUCGGAAAUGCAGCUGAGCAGAGUCACACAGUUCUGUGAAAGAGCGACUGGAAACAUCAACGGCCGACCCGUGGCCGUAAUCGACACGCCGGGACUGAACAGGAUCAGCCGUACAGAGAGGGACGUGACCCGAGACAUCCUAAAGUCCAUCUCUCUGUACACUCCAGGACCACACGUGUUUCUUCUGGUUAUGCCUGUUGGGAACUUAACUAAUGAUGACCAAAGCAUGCAUAAACUCAUCGAGAGCAUGUUUGGAAAGAGUGUCUGGAAGUACACCAUCAUCGUGUUCACUCACGGAGAUCGACUGGAGGGGAAGACGGCCAAUGACAUCAUCGCGUGCUCAGAUAAGGAGCUCCGCGGUUUCAUCCAUAAGUGCAGCGGUGGGUUCCUGUUCUUCAACAACAAGGACACGACGAACUAUGAGCCCGUGACAGAACUCUUGAAGAAAGUCGAGACCCUCAGGGCCAUCAAUGGAAAGGGCUGCUACGAUUUGACUUUUUACCCGGCCUCAGAGAGGAAGAUCCGGAAGAGAAUGGAGAAGAUUUUAGAGAAAAGAAAGGAAAGCAUUGCACAGAAGGAGCGAGAGCUGGUGAUGCACUGCACAACUGAGCAAGAGGUGGAGAGAAAAAAGCAGGAACUCUGGAGAAUGGAAGAAGAUGAUGCAAGAAAAAAGGCUGAGAAUCCAGCCAGGCCAAAAAUAGCUAUCAGUCUAGCCAAAAGACACACAUCAGGCCAAAAGACUUGCAGCUAGAAACAAUUAUUUCAUAAAACGAGUGAUUCUAUA